AUGUCCACACAAAAAGCCCUGAAAGUGCCCGCACACACCCCGGAAAACGCUGGGUCUUGCGGCGCCACGAAUCUGGUAUCUGUGAGUCCCUGCUCGCAGCUCAGCGCCCGGACCAUUCCGAAAUAUGCCGGGUCGGCGCACUCGAAACUACACAAUGUUGUUUGGCGCAGCCCCUUGCAAAAUAUCUACGUGGUCAAGAAGCCGUGGAACGAAACCACGACUCGCGCCAUGCGGGAGUUUAUUGCUUUUAUCCAUGCCGAGUACCCGUCACUCAAUGUGAUUGUGUCGGAGGACGUAAAGAACACAUGCACGACCCCGCUCGCCGUGCACACCGGCAGUGUGGCCGACAUUGUCGCCAAGACCGACUUAAUCGUGUCGCUCGGCGGCGACGGCACCACGCUCCGCGCCGUGCUGGCCUUUCUGAACGGCUCCGUGCCGCCCGUGCUCUGCUUCGCCAUGGGCACGCUCGGGUUCUUGCUCCCCUUCGAUUUCGCCUCCUUUCGCGAGUCGUUCCGUGCGGUGUUUGAGUCCCGCGGCAAGGCUAUCCACCGCACGCGGCUUGAGUGCCAUGUGUUGGCCCACUACAAACAGCACCACGACGCCACCAUGGUUUAUGCCAUGAACGACAUCUCCUUGCACCGCGGCGCCCAGCCGGGGCUCAUCAAGCUCGACAUCUACAUCGACAGCGAGUAUCUCACCAGCACCACGGCGGACGGGCUUGUGUUUGCCACACCCACGGGGUCCACGGCGUACUCGCUCUCGGCCGGCGGGCCCAUUGCACACCCGUUGGUGCCGUGCAUUUUGCUCACGCCCAUCUGCCCCCAGUCGCUCUCCUUCCGGCCGCUCGUGCUCCCGGCGACAUCCCACGUGAUGAUCCGCCUCCUGGCAGGCACGCGGGCCGAGCGCAUCAAGAUGAGUAUUGACGGCAUUGCGCAGCCGGACUUGCGCCCGGGCGACGAGAUCCACGUGGUCAACGAAAACGGCACCAUCUACAUUCCGGGCAGCCAUCAGCCGCCGAAAACGCUUCGGAGCAGGCUGGGCUUUGACGACUACAUCGAGCCGGGCCGCGCGGGCGGGCCGGCGCCGGCAGACCAGCCGAACGGAAUAUUCUGUUUUGCCAAGGCAGAGAAUGACUGGACGGUCGGGAUCACCGAGCUUUUGGGCUUCAACAGCUCGUUCAAGGGCCAGAAACAUUGA
Molecule: messenger RNA, 1197 nt
Organism: Metschnikowia bicuspidata var. bicuspidata NRRL YB-4993
Lineage: Eukaryota; Fungi; Ascomycota; Pichiomycetes; Serinales; Metschnikowiaceae
Gene: POS5
Product: NADH kinase
Exons: 3
Coding region: 1-1197 (398 amino acids)
Biological process (GO): NADP+ biosynthetic process; NAD+ metabolic process
Molecular function (GO): NAD+ kinase activity
Source: RefSeq, a predicted model, not a curated record